AUGUCCGACCUAACCGCCCUCUUCCGCACCACCAUUCGCCCCCUCCCCGCGAUCCACGAUCCAUCCUUCGCCCUCCCCUUCGACUCAUACGCCCAGAACCGUCUUGUCCUUUUAGGUGACGGCUCCCACGGGACUUCCGAGUUCUACGCCGCCCGCGCAGAGAUCACCAAGCGGCUGAUCACGCACCAUAACUUCACCAUGCUCGCGCUGGAAGCAGACUGGCCCGACACGGAGGCGCUGGAUCGCUACGUCCGCCAACGACCAGGUCACAGAGGUAAGAUCGGGGAGACAAAGGGCGACGCCGAUUAUGAAGACGAGGGCGAGGCAUUCGAGCGAUUUCCAACGUGGAUGUGGCGGAACAAGGAGAUGCAAGAUCUCGUCGAGUGGAUACGGGAUCAUAACGCCUCUUUACCUGCUGAGAAGAAAGUGGGAAUUUACGGGAUGGAUCUUUACUCGCUCGGGAGCUCCAUGAAAGCAAUUAUCUCCUAUCUGGAUAAAGUUGAUCCGGCUAUGGCGAAGGAAGCCCGAAGGCGCUACGGCUGUCUGAAUCCGUACACGGAGGAGCCGCAGGAAUACGGACUCGACGCCCUACGCGGCUUCAAAGACUGCGAGAAGGGUGUCGUGGCGAUGCUUCGCGACUUGCUUGAAAGACGCCUCAAGUACGCAGCACAUCCGGGCGACGGGGAGGAGUUCCACAGCAGCGAGCAAAACGCGUACGUUGUUCGCGAUGCGGAGAGGUACUACAAGGCCAUGUACUACAGCAGUGCGGGAAGCUGGACGCUGCGCGAUAGCCAUAUGGUUGACACGCUAAAACGGCUGAUUAAGCAUAAGCCUGAUGGGAAGGUCGUGGUGUGGGCGCAUAACUCUCACUGUGGCGAUGCGAGGCACACGGCUAUGGGGACUCGGCGGAGGGAGGUGAAUAUCGGCCAGCUAUGCCGAGAGGUCUUUGGCGAGCAGAACGUGGCGCUAAUCGGCUGUGGAACGCAUACGGGGACUGUCGCUGCGGCGAGCGAGUGGGGUGAAGACAUGCAGAUCAUGGAUGUGAAGCCGAGUAGUCGUGACUCGUGGGAACGGAUUGCGCAUGAUACGGGGGUUGAAUCCUUUCUCCUGGAUCUGCGAGAGGACAGAAUGUCUAGGGAGGUCAGGGAGGCACUGGCGAAGGAACAUCGACGGUUGCAGCGGUUUAUCGGCGUGAUCUAUCGGCCGGACACAGAACGGAUCUCUCAUUAUUCUGCGGCAGAUCUGGUCAAUCAAUUCGAUGGGUAUGUCUGGUUUGAUACGACGAGCGCUGUGAGGCCGCUGGAGGUUGUUCAGCCGAAGACAGCAUUGGGGGAUGAGGAGACGUACCCGUUUGGAUUGUGAUUCGUCCCUGUUCCGUAUUCGUGUGUAUGUGUAUAUAAAAGUACCCGUUUAUUGGGAUAUUCAAUGAGCGAACCGAAAGUCAAGCCUCUUGCUCCCUG
This is a messenger RNA of Aspergillus nidulans FGSC A4, 1460 nucleotides long. RefSeq names its product putative erythromycin esterase. Lineage: Eukaryota; Fungi; Ascomycota; Eurotiomycetes; Eurotiales; Aspergillaceae. The record is from RefSeq and is a predicted model, not a curated record. The transcript has a single exon. Gene Ontology annotation, biological process: response to antibiotic. Bases 1 to 1362 code for a protein of 453 amino acids.